Molecule: messenger RNA, 1845 nt
Organism: Cajanus cajan (pigeon pea)
Lineage: Eukaryota; Viridiplantae; Streptophyta; Magnoliopsida; Fabales; Fabaceae
Source: RefSeq, a predicted model, not a curated record
CUUUGUCCCAAACAGUCACGUACAAUUAUAGAAAGUAAACAAUGUCUAAUGUAUCAUCAUCUCUACCAGUUUUCUCUCAUGAUGCAAAACCACCCUCAAACUUUCGACCAAUUGCAGAUUUUCAUCCUUCUGUUUGGGGGGAUUAUUUUAUUCAGUAUCUUUCUAGUUCCGAGGAGCUUGACCAUAAUAUUGAGACACAAAUUGAAACAUUAAAAAAGGAAGUGAGCAAGAUGCUUGUCUCAAAGACUGAGAAUCCCUUAACAAAAGUUGACUUGAUUGAUUCAAUCUCUCGUUUGGGUGUGAACUAUCACUUUGAGCAUGAGAUUGAUGAAGUUAUGCAACAAAUUUACAAGAAUUAUGUUGUAAACGGAGAAAUAAAUAUUGAAGCCAACCUCUCCACUGUUGCUGUGUUAUUUAGAUUAUUGAGGCAACACGGAUUUCAUGUUUCACCUAUUGUGUUCAACAAGUUCAAGAAUCUACAAGGAAACUUUAAUGAGAGACUUUUGAGUGAUGUUGAGGGAAUGUUAAGCUUGUAUGAAGCCUCACAUAUGAUGGUUCAUGGAGAGGACAUUUUGGAAGAAGCACUAACUUUCACUUCCACUCACCUUAAGUCCAUUACCACCACAUUGAGUCCUUCUCUUGCAGCUCAAGUCAAUCAUAGCUUAAGGCAAGCUCUCCAUAAAAACCUGCCUAGGCUAGAGGCACGACGCUACAUUUCUAUCUAUGAGCAAGAUCCUUCUCAUAAUGAAAUUCUACUUACUUUGGCAAAAUUAGAUUUCAAUAAAUUGCAAAAUCUACAUAAAAAAGAAUUUGGCAACAUUUGCAAGUGGUGGAAAGAGUUGGACGUCUCUGGUAAAUUACCCUAUGUGCGAGAUAGAAUUGUGGAAUGUUGCUUUUGGGUUUUAGGGGUAUAUUUUGAGCCCCAAUAUUCUCAAGCAAGAAAAAUACUUUCGAAAGUAUUUGGCAUAACAUUAAUCAUUGAUGAUACAUAUGAUGCAUAUGGGACCAUUGACGAAUUAGAACUUUUGACUGAAGCAAUUGAAAGGUGGGAUAUUAGUUGCUUGAAUGAUCUCCCGGAAUCCAUGAAAUUACCUUAUAAGUUACUCAUAAAUCUUUAUGAAGAAAUAGAACAAGAAAUGAUUAAGGAAGGAAAAUCUUAUUGCAUCAACUACGGCAUAGAAGAAUACAAAAAGUCGGUUCGAGCUUACAUGACUGAGGCCAAAUGGUUCAACAACAACUAUAAACCAACAAUAGAGGAGUACUUGCAUGUAUCAGCAAUAUCAUGUGGUUACUCAUUGAUGACAAUAACAAGUUACAUUGGAAUGGGAGACAUGGUCACUGAGGACAUCUUUAAAUGGGCAACAAAUGAGCCAAAAUUUCUUAGGGCUAUUUCGAUUGGUGGGAGGCUAAUGGAUGACAUUGCGUCCAACGAGUUUGAACAAAAAAGAGGACAUGUUUCCUCAUUCUUGGAAUGCUAUAUGAAUCAAUAUGAUGAGUCUAGGGAAGCUGCCAUUCACGAAUGUCAAAAUAGAAUAAUUGAUAAUUGGAAGGAUAUAAACGAGGAGUGUCUUAUGCCGACCAAAGUUCCAAUGCCUUUUCUGAGACGUCCUUUCAACCUUGCAUGUUUCAUGGAUGUGUUCUAUAAAGAUGAAGAUAACUUCACGCACUCUGGAGGAAUAAUGAAGACAUCUAUUAAAGCUUUGCUCUUAGAUCCAGUGCCUAUUUAACCAUUAAUUUCGGUCCCUUAUAUAUGCUUCAUAUACAACUUUAAAGGCUAAAUUAUAUUUUUGUUCUCUAUAUUUAUUUUUUAAAAUUUAAUUUAGGCUCAUUAUUGUUAAAUGAUUC